AUGGAGUCGCUGAAUGCAGCUUUCUCCCGGAAAUGUAUCAAAUCUCUUGAUAUUUGUUUCGACAAUGCGCGUAUAUCCCAGGCAGGAUUUCAAGCCAAGAAGUCUGUGAACGAGGACAAGACUGUCUUUCUUGAAUCACAGUUGGGAUUAAUCGUAGCGCUUUUCGAUGGUCAUCACUCAGAUGAUUUAGCAGACUACGCGUCGAAAACGCUUCCGCCUCUCCUGCUUGAACGAAUUCAGAAAACCUUAUUCGAGAAAGAUUGCACCCUCGAUGAAGCUGUGGUGACUUCUUUUAUCCAGAGCAUCGAGGAGUACGAUCGGUGGCUUAUUCAAGGCGUCAUCGACGAAUUUCCACAAAAAGACCAGACCGAUUGGUCUGAUCCUUUCUGGGAAGAUGAACGCGAGGUAUUUAGUGUGCUGGGGUGGCUUAAGGAACACCCUAAAUUUCAAAGGGCCCGAUAUGCUGUGGUAGGAACCACAGCAUUGAUUGCGUUCAUCGACAGAGCGAAGGAAAAUGUGUGGGUCGCAUCUCUUGGAGAUUCGGAUGCUUUUCUAGGUCAGAAAAGAGAAGAUGGAGUAAACUGGGAAGUAACAUGCUUAAGUGAUUACCAUAAUGGUCAAAAUCCAGAUGAGCUAGAAAGAGUUCAGAGAGAGCACCCAGGUGAGCCUCAGGUCAUUCAAUAUGGGCGUAUUUUAUCCUGUCUUGCUGUAACACGAGCUUUGGGUAAUCAUCAGCUCAAAACACCCUAUCAUUUCGCAAAAAAUAUUCUUCGGUUCAUCUGGCCUUCUCCCUUUCCAAUGGAAGUUUUAGACAACUGUACCACUCCACCCUAUAUAUCUGCAACUGCGGUCGUCCGUCGUCAUUCCCUCAAAUUGGGUGAUAUUCUGGUCCUCUCAUCUGAAGGGCUUGCAUAUGAAUUGAGGAACUUCGACGAGGACAACAAGAAAAAUUUGAUAAUUUCCUUCUCCAUGAAUUCGAAUGUAGAUUCUUUCCCAGAAAAUGCAUCUUGGUCAGAGAAACUUGGCCAUCAAUACAUUCUGGCUCAGGACGGUGAUAACCCAGCAGAAAGGGUGAUCAAAAAUGUUUGUUUUGGGACAGAUUUGGAAAAGAUGGCGGAGGCAGUGAAUCCAUCCGAGGAAUGGGAUGAUAUAUCUGUAUUGGUGCUUCAGUUGUAA
Messenger RNA from Lentinula edodes (shiitake mushroom), 1176 nucleotides. RefSeq names its product phosphatase 2C-like domain-containing protein. The transcript has 4 exons. Gene Ontology annotation, molecular function: protein serine/threonine phosphatase activity. The record is from RefSeq and is a predicted model, not a curated record. Lineage: Eukaryota; Fungi; Basidiomycota; Agaricomycetes; Agaricales; Omphalotaceae. Gene Ontology annotation, biological process: protein dephosphorylation. Bases 1 to 1176 code for a protein of 391 amino acids.